CCACAAGAAAAUGUUUGUAAGGUGGAGGAGGACGGGGUUUUCAGUGACCAGCACCUGGAUAACCUGGAGAGGAGCUGCAGCCCGGACCAGGAGGAACCAGGGCAUCCACAGACUACAGAACUGGAGGAAGACUCCAGCGGUCAGGAGAUGAAGCACGAGGACGUAGAGGUGGAUGUCUCAUUGGUCAAUGUCGCUGAUGUGAAUGUUGAAAAUGGUGAACCAGGACCAAACUGUGGCCAGCUGCUGUUGCACACUUCUCCUGAAGCUCAAAACAAAGAUGAGGAAGGGACUGAAAGUUUACGCUCAGACUCCAGUAAAACUGCAGAUCGGGAGCCAAUGAGACGACACGUUGACCACGAAGAUGCUGCUGUCCCGUCAGACAGCAACUGUAAACCAAAGCUGACAAGGACCCACACGGGGAAGAAGGUAUUUUCUUGCAGCACUUGCAGGAAAGAGUUCAGUAAAAGUUGUAUUUUAAUAGCUCACAUGAAGAUCCACACUGGCGAAAGGCCGUACCUGUGCAACACCUGCGGCAAAUCGUUUAGAAAAUCAUCACAUCUUAAAAGCCACAUAACCACGCACACAGGCGAGAAGCCCUACAUCUGCAAAACAUGUGGAAAAAGUUACAGGCAAAAUUCCGACCUGGUGAUUCACUCGAGGAUCCACACGAGCGAGAAGCCCUACAUCUGUAAAACAUGUGGAAAAAGUUACACACAACGUUCUAACCUGGUGAUUCACUCGAGGACCCACACCGGCGAAAGGCCGUACCUGUGCAACACCUGCAACAAAACCUUUACUAGAUUAUCAGAUCUUAAAAGCCACAUAUACACGCACACGGGCGAGAGGCCCUACAUCUGCAAAACAUGUGGAAAGAGUUACACGCGAAGUUCCCACCUGGUGAUUCACUCGAGGACCCACACCGGCGAAAGGCCGUACCUGUGCAACACCUGCGGAAAAACCUUUAUUCAAUUGUCAAAUCUUAAAAGCCACAUAACCAUGCACACGGGCGAGAAAACAAUAUUAGUGCAAGACGUGCAACAAAGGUUUUGGCCGCAGAAUGGAUUUCCUGAGUCACAUGAAAAAUCACCCGGAGGAGAAGUCGUGGAGGAGGACGGGGUUUUCAGUGACCAGCACCUGGAUAACCUGGAGAGGAGCUGCAGCCCGGACCAGGAGGAACCAGGGCAUCCACAGACUACAGAACUGGAGGAAGACUCCAGCGGUCAGGAGAUGAAGCACGAGGACGUAGAGGUGGAUGUUUCAUUGGUCAAUGUCGCUGAUGUGAAAGUUGAAAAUGGUGAACCAGGACCAAACUGUGGCCAGCUGCUGUUGCACACUUCUCCUGAAGCUCAAAACAAAGAUGAGGAAGGGACUGAAAAUUUACGCUCAGACUCCAGUAAAACUGCAGAUCCGGAGCCAAUGAGACGAAAUGGUGACCACAAAGAUGCUGCUUUCCCGUCAGACAGCAACGGGUUCAUUGAAAGUAAUAUUUUAAUGGAUCACAUGAAGAUCCACACCGGCGAAAGGCCGUACCUGUGCAACACCUGCAACAAAACCUUUACUAGAUCAUCAGAUCUUAAACGCCACAUAAUCACGCACACGGGCGAGAAGCCCUACAUCUGCAAAACAUGUGGAAAAAGUUACAAGCUACGUUUCCACCUGGUGGAUCACUCGAGGACCCACACCGGUGAAAAGCCGUACCUGUGCAACACCUGUGGAAAAACCUUUACUCAAUCAUCAAAUCUUAAAAGCCACAUAACCAUGCACACGGGCGAGAAGCCCUACAUCUGCAAAACAUGUGGAAAAAGUUACAGGCUACGUUCCACCCUGGUGGUUCACUCGAGGACACACACUGGCGAAAAGCCGUACCUGUGCAACACCUGCGGAAAAACCUUUACUGAAUCAUCAACUCUUAAACGGCACAUAACCACGCACAUGGGCGAGAAGCUAUAUUUGUGCAAGACGUGCAACAAAGAUUUUAGCCGCAAAAUUGAUUUGCUGAGUCACAUGAAAAAUCACCCGGAGGAGAAGUCUGGUGACUCGUGACAAAUGAAGCUCAUGUUGUCGUCCUCCGGGGGCAGCUGUCCACUCCUGUCUGACCCACAGAAGAAGAACCCGCAGAAGUCCAACCACCACCUCCUGUGGCUGAUGAGCCUAAUCCCCUCCCCACAAGGGUUGCAGGUUCAACCCGGAUUUAUGCUUCUCCGUCAACUUGACGCAGAGGGAACGAUGUGGUCGUGUACUUUUUUUUUAAAGUUCUGCAUUGAGUUUGUUUG
This is a messenger RNA of Cololabis saira (Pacific saury), 2273 nucleotides long. Its product is annotated as zinc finger protein 41-like. Gene Ontology annotation, biological process: regulation of transcription by RNA polymerase II. Gene Ontology annotation, molecular function: DNA-binding transcription factor activity, RNA polymerase II-specific; RNA polymerase II cis-regulatory region sequence-specific DNA binding. Bases 148 to 2043 code for a protein of 631 amino acids. The transcript is spliced from 2 exons. NCBI's taxonomy places the organism in Eukaryota, Metazoa, Chordata, Actinopteri, Beloniformes, Belonidae. The record is from RefSeq and is a predicted model, not a curated record.